AUGUCUGACAAGCCAGAUCUCACAGAGAUUGCCAGGUUUGACAAAACCAAGCUGAAGAAGACAGAGACAAAAGAGAAGAACCCUUUGCCCACCAAAGAGACUAUUGAACAGGAAAGAAAAGGAGAUACAAGUCCCUAA
Molecule: messenger RNA, 138 nt
Organism: Neoarius graeffei (lesser salmon catfish)
Lineage: Eukaryota; Metazoa; Chordata; Actinopteri; Siluriformes; Ariidae
Gene: tmsb2
Product: thymosin beta 2
Exons: 2
Coding region: 1-138 (45 amino acids)
Biological process (GO): regulation of cell migration; actin filament organization
Cellular component (GO): cytoplasm
Molecular function (GO): actin monomer binding
Source: RefSeq, a predicted model, not a curated record